This is a messenger RNA of Dibothriocephalus latus, 258 nucleotides long. The record is from the annotation of a GenBank genome assembly. Lineage: Eukaryota; Metazoa; Platyhelminthes; Cestoda; Diphyllobothriidea; Diphyllobothriidae.
GCAGACGCAGUUCCUGCGGUGAGGUUGACGUUUACUAUUGGCUUGGGCCUUCUCGCCCUCCUAAGUCUGCUGCCGUUCCUUCUGAGUACGGAGAUUGAGGCCCUCUAUAAGCGCCUUCUCCUCAUCGCCUGCGUCUUUUGCAGUCUCUUCUUCAACCUUGGAAUUCCCUGGUUGUUUUAUCGACUGCAGUCGGCCAAGUAUCACCCUAAUAUCAAACCAAAUGGCCUGAUUGACCAUGUUUGUGUCAAUGUAAAAUAG